Onychostoma macrolepis is the source of this 2329-nucleotide messenger RNA. RefSeq names its product OTU domain-containing protein 1. Gene Ontology annotation, molecular function: cysteine-type deubiquitinase activity. The transcript has a single exon. Lineage: Eukaryota; Metazoa; Chordata; Actinopteri; Cypriniformes; Cyprinidae. The record is from RefSeq and is a predicted model, not a curated record. Gene Ontology annotation, biological process: protein deubiquitination. Bases 492 to 1796 code for a protein of 434 amino acids.
UAGCCAACUCUUCUUGAUAAAGUAGGACCAAUGAAGUUUUGUGUGAGGCGGGACUUCCUCGCUGUUGAGAAGCAGUGUGGUCCGCAGAACUGUAUGGGAACUCGCGGCCUCUUGGCAAGCUGCACGCAUUCCAAUCUGGCGACGCCGCCCUGACGCGCGCGCUAGCGUAAACACGGACAGAAGCGAGAGAAACGCCGAGAGUCCCAGUGACACAUCACAUCUUUCGCAUUCCCGCGAGCUGCGGGUCGUCUCCUCGGCUCGGGCGGUGUGUCAGAGACCGGGGGGUCCGGUUACCACCAGUGCUCGGGCUAAAAUUAGGGUUGCUUUGGAACUGACGCAAGAAAACUCUGUAGCAGCGGGGAACAAGGAUCCAUGGAAACGCGCCCUACACAUUCACUGCUAUUGAUGACAGAGAGUAUUUUUGGACUGUGUUGUAAUCAUUCGGUAACAACGAGGUCAAAGACGUAUUGUAUAAAGGGAGGACGUUGAAAAUGCACUUGUACAGCAGCGCGUUAACACACUACCCCGGCUCCUCUCGAAAAGUUUCCGUAACUCUCACCAGCGUCGCCAAUAACGCACCAGCGACAAGUUCCAGCUCUUUGGAGGUGGUUGGAAACGCCGUUAACGGAAGCGCCAUAGAAGCCCACACGGAAUAUUUGCCUCGAGGGGGACAGCCUGACGCGAACAUGCCUGCGUUUUCAUGUUAUGAGGCCACCUCGAUGAGGCCGGUUUUCUACACCUCUACCGCGGAGAUUAUCAUCACGCGACCGGACGGCGUGGAGAGAUCUGUGCCCGUUCACAUCGUGAAGGAGCCGCGCACAAACCGUAGAGCUCUGGAGACGCACUACAACCGAGUUUCUUACGCAGUCAACGGAGACGAUCAUCACCACUCUGAUUCUGUCUUAGAUUUAGACCCCAGAAGAGACGGUUUUGGGGAUGACAACGAUGAAAUAAAUGAGAAAAAUUCAAUUCACUACGAUAGGUUUUUUGAUAAUGACAGUUACAGAGUUUGUGAGAGGAGACUCGAGCCAUGUUUGCAAAGUGAUGCCACACCCUCCAGAACUUUUGGAACUGGACAAAAACCCUCAUCUGAUUCAUAUGAAAGUCUUAAAGACCCAGAAAGGCAGGAAAGUGUUGAAGAUGAUAAUCCAGUCUUCGAGCUGCACAUCCUUCAGGAGCCCGCUGCGACACCCAACAAAAGCGAUGUCAACAACAAGGUUACCCGUUACCUGGCCGAAGUGGAGAAACAGAACAAAUACCUCCACGACAGGCAGAAAUACCGCUUUCACAUCAUCCCAGAUGGGAACUGCCUGUACCGGGCUGUUUCCAAGGCAGCUUAUGGAGACCAGUCAAUGCACAAGGAGCUGAGAGAGCAAACCAUGCACCACAUCGCCGACCACCUGGAGGAGUUCAACCCCAUAAUCGAAGGCGACGUCGGGGAGUUUCUGAUCAAUGCGGCGCAGGACGGCGCAUGGGCUGGCUAUCCGGAGCUGUUGGCCAUGAGUCAGAUGCUAAAUGUGAAUAUCUACUUGACCACUGGAGGUAGCGUGGAAAGCCCAACGGUAUCAACCAUGGUGCACUACCUGGGUGAAGAGGACUUGUCUAAACCGGCUAUAUGGUUAAGCUGGCUCAGUAACGGUCAUUAUGAUGUGCUGCUGGACAGCUGCCAGCCCAACCCGGAGUAUGAUGACUGGUGCCGUCACACCCAGGUGCAGCGCAAAAGGGACGAGGAGUUGGCCAAGUCUAUGGCGGCGUCCCUUUCCAAAAUGUACAUUGAGCAGAACGGCCUGCAUUGAAUGCGAUGGACUCAAUUGGAGAAUGUACCUGGGAAUACUGUAACUCAUUCUGAUGUUUCCAAAUUGAUUGCACUUUGAUUCCUCAAGUGAUUAAAUAUUGCCUUAAUUUAUUACAUUUCUAUCCUUGUGUGUCAUCAUUUUUUUUCCAUAAAUGUGUUGAAGUGCAGUGCACAAGAUGAUUUGUGGUGCGAUAUGCAAAAUAAGGACUGGGUCGGAGCGAAUGUUUCUUAGUCUUGAUUGCAUGUUUGUCUACAGAAGUUUAAGUCUUGUAUGUAUAUUUUUUUCCUGUAUAUAGUUUUGUAAUGUGUUGUGCAGAACUGUUCAUCCACCUGAAUGGAAUAUGUCGCACUUAUACAAACAUUUCCAGCAGUUCUUGUUACUGUUUAUGUGUGAAUGUGUUUUUUUUUUCUUUUUAGUCCAUUACCUGCACUGUUGUGUUAUAUAUAUAUAUAUAUAUAUAUAUAUUAAACUGAUGGUUCUGUCAUGUUCAAGUGCCUGAAAUCUAUUUUGCAAAUAUGUAUUUUUGAAUAAAU